AUGCGACGGUUACAAAGUAUAGAGGUGCAAAAUUGAUUUAAUACUAAGUAUAUUAUUCCACUCCCCCAAAAUAGGAGUAGAACACGAAAAACAAAGAAUUGCAUAUGAUUGGUUGUAGAUUAAAACAAAUCCAAGGUUUGUUACACACAAUGGGGAAGGCUGUUGCUACAUUCUCUAAACCACUUCUCUGCCAAUCAAAACUCCUCUGUUUCUCUCUCCUCUACCUUCUCUCCGCCCUUUUCUCCGCCGCAUAUUUCACUUUCUCCGCCACCAGAUGCAUUUUCCGGUCAUCUCCGUUCGACCCUAUUCAGUCUCCGCUCUUCUCUUAUCCUUCCUCUUACGGCGAACACAAGCAUUCCAUCCCCACCACUCGCUCCUCAUGCAAUUCCCCUCUUUAUUUCUCUGAUUAUUUCGAUGUUUUUGAUGAAAUCCAACAUAUACUCGCGAAUUCCACAUCGUUAGGGUUGCCGCCGGCUCUGAGGUAUAAGCAGGGAAACACCGAUUCUUUCGGUGGCAAUUUUAAUAUUCAGAAAAGAUUAUCUUAUUUUGAUUAUAGUGAUGGCGAAAUCGAAAUCCCAUGUGGAUUCUUUAAACACUUUCCGAUUAGUACUUUCGAUCGAAUUUCGAUGGAGAAGUGCGACGGAGUGGUUGUGGUCUCGGCAGUAUUCAACGACCACGACAAAAUCCGGCAGCCUCGGCACCUAGGUUCCAAAACCCUAGAUCAUGUAUGUUUCUUCAUGUUUGUAGACGACGCCACUCUCAACAGAUUACACUACCAAAACCUCAUUUCAAAAAAAUCAAACAGUUACAAAAUCGGCGCGUGGAGAAUCGUUAAGGUCUCGGUCGAAAACCUAUACCAAAACGCUGCGAUGAACGGAGUGAUACCUAAAUACUUAGUCCACCGUCUUUUUCCGAACACGAAAUACAGUAUAUGGGUCGAUGCAAAGCUGCAGUUAGUGGUCGAUCCACUUUUCUUGAUCCAUUCAUUGGUUGUGAACGAGAAUGUCGAUAUCUCUAUUUCGAAACACCCGUUUUUCGUGCACACUAUGGAAGAGGCGAUGGCGACAGCUAGGUGGAAGAAAUGGUGGGAUGUUAAUGGAUUAAAGAUUCAAAUGGAGACCUAUUGUGAGAAUGGCUUACAACCAUGGAACUCAAAUAAGCUUUAUCCCACAGAUGUGCCCGACAGUGCACUAAUACUGAGGAAGCACGGUUUAGCGACAAAUCUAUUCUCUUGCCUAAUGUUCAAUGAAUUGGAAGCAUUCAAUCCAAGAGAUCAACUAGCUUUUGCGUACGUGAGGGACAAAAUGAAACCGAAACCGAAACUGAACAUGUUUGAGGUUGAAGUAUUAGAGCAGGUGGCAGUUGAAUAUAGGCACAACCUUAAACUUGGUGGGGCCGGUGUGGGUGGGCCCAAACUGAAGAGGGCGGCUGCCACCUCGGAUUUGUUUGUUAACGGGACAUGUGGCAAAUGCGAGGGAUACCUUUUAAGUAUGUGGGGAGAAUCCCAUGAUUGAUAUAGUAUUACUUUUUUUUGUUUUUUUUUUAAUACACAAGAAUAUUAUGGAAAGAUAGAACCUGCCUACCAAACAGUAGACAAGCUGGUAGUGAUUCUCUCAAUUUAAUGCACACAUGGCAAUCAUAUGUGUGUACUUGAGUUUUUGUGGGGAAA
This is a messenger RNA of Erythranthe guttata (spotted monkey flower), 1669 nucleotides long. Its product is annotated as alkaline ceramidase TOD1. The record is from RefSeq and is a predicted model, not a curated record. Lineage: Eukaryota; Viridiplantae; Streptophyta; Magnoliopsida; Lamiales; Phrymaceae.